AUGAACAAUAGCUGCAACUGUUGACUUUCCCAAUCUGUAGUUAAAGGAAAUAGUCUUGAAAGUAUCUCCAGUAGCAAGAAACCCGAAAAGUACAUUUUUAUCAAGUAAUCUUAAAAUAAAAUAACUAUUGCUGAAUGUUUUAGGUGGAAUAGAAGAAUGUAAAAAAAAAAGUGGUCUUCUGUCAGAGAUCAGUUCCGUAGAACUCUACAAAAAAGAAAGACAGCAUCUGGACAGGCUGCUGUGAAUAACCGAAAGUAUAAGUAUGAAGACAUUCUUGAGUUUCUUUUACCACACAUUUCAGAACGUGACAUAUUAUCCAACGUGGAUAAUUUUGAAGAGGAUCAAAAUAAUGAAAUUACUAAUGAUGAAACUCCGGAAGAAUUCAGUGGACAAACAUGUGAGCCACAGAAUAACAGAGACAGAAGCAACAAAUCAAUAACUGAAAUUCAAAAUAAUUUCACUGAUUCUGUGGACGAUACUCUCAGAUCUACAACAGAAACUUUAGCCAAAGCAUCUAGUUUUUAUGUGAAGAAAAAUACAUUUAGACCUCCAGUCAAACGAAAAAUGAUUCAUGAAGGAAAAUCUAUAGAUUCUCCAGCAAGCCAGCUAAUGGCAUUUAUGUUAGCUGAGAAGGAAGAAGAAAAUAAAAAAUCUAAAAAAGAAGUCGAAUCUACAGUUAAGCAUCCAAUUGAUGCUUUUUUGAGUGGAAUUGCUCCUAUACUUAAAGCACUUAAUCCUAUACUACAAAAUCAAGCUAAAAGUGCAAUUUUUUCUAUAACACAGGAAUUUGAGAUGAAGCAGCUUAUAUCCGACUAUAGCAGUAGGAUGUUUGAACUGGACAGGUUUGAGUAG
Messenger RNA from Cinara cedri, 852 nucleotides. The record is from the annotation of a GenBank genome assembly. Lineage: Eukaryota; Metazoa; Arthropoda; Insecta; Hemiptera; Aphididae.